Molecule: messenger RNA, 2112 nt
Organism: Hemisphaericaspora subhashii
Lineage: Eukaryota; Fungi; Ascomycota; Pichiomycetes; Serinales; Debaryomycetaceae
Exons: 1
Coding region: 1-2112 (703 amino acids)
Biological process (GO): regulation of transcription by RNA polymerase II
Cellular component (GO): aryl hydrocarbon receptor complex; nucleus
Molecular function (GO): transcription cis-regulatory region binding; nuclear receptor activity
Source: RefSeq, a predicted model, not a curated record
AUGUCAGAGAAUCCCUUAUUUGAAGAUCCAUCAAUCAUUCAAAUAUCAUCAGAUAAUUCAUCUUCAACACUACAAACAACCAUGCCAACAUCAUCCAUUCAUAACUUAGAACCAGGUAGUGCAUUAUCCAAAUUAUUAGAUUCAGCAAUUGCCAAUGCUGCCAAAGAAUCAACUCCAGAUUUAGAUCAAACACAAUCACAGUCAUCCCAACAACAACAACAAUCAAGCUCACUACUCCAACCAGAGGAAGAAUCAUCAUUUAUCAAUACAAUUCCAAUUAAGAAGCAAGGAUUGCCUAUGAUUUAUACAAUUGAAUAUUUAUUAACAUUAAGAGAUUCACCCGAUAAUAUUAGUUUUAAGGAUUCAGAUAAAUUACCAGAUAAAUCAUUCUGGAGAUUUAGAAUCCCAAAACAACCAGGUCAGCAAGAUUAUAAUCCAAAUAACCAAACAGGUGGCAGACAUCAUCAAAAGAGAAAUAGUUAUAACCGAAGACAACAACAACAACAACAGCUGCAGCAGAGUCUGCAACAGCUGCAACAAUCAUCUCAUUUGAAUGAACCUUGGGAACGUAAACCGUUUAAAAAUGAACCCGAGAUCAAUGAUGAAGAUGAAGCAGAGCCUGAAUGGGAUGAUAUUCCAGGUACAGGAGCUACAGCUGGUGGCGGUGGUGGUGAAGGAAUGAUGAUGGGAAUGGGACAAACAGUUGAAGAUUUUGAAAAAUGGAAAUCGAAAAUGAGAAUGCAAGAGCGUAAAAGAAAUGGUGAAUUUAUUGAUGAAGAAACUACUCAUGAAAAUGAAUCUGAACAAGCAGUACAUGCAGGUAAUGAAGUUGAUAAUUUCUUCUCAUUUGUAAAACCAAAAAUUGAAGAAUCUAACAAGGGUAGUAUUUCUAGUGAAGAUGGAACUACUCCAAGUGGUAGUGAACAUGCUAGUAAUGAAGCAGCUGCAAGAAGUUCUAGAUUUUCGUCAUUCUUCCAUCAAACUCCCGGAAAUAAGAAUGAAGACCAGCCAGCUACUAGUGCAAGUGCUCCUGGUUCUACUAUUCCAGCCAAUGCUAAAACUGGCCCGCCACCAGGAUUUUCAAAAUUCUUUGGUGCUCAUCCUCAACAAGAACAACAACAACCACAGCAACCUCAACAAAGACCCCCACAACAACAGGGACCACCUCAGCAGCAACUGCAACAACAACAACAACAACAACAACAACAAGGACCACCUCCUCCAGGUCCUCUUCAUUUCCCAUCACAAGGACAAAUUCCAGGUAGACCUCCAGUGCAAGGUGGUGGUAUGGCUUCUAAUGAUAAUUUCUUUAUGUCUUUAUUGAAUAAGAAGCCAGGUCAAGGAUCUCCAGAAUCUGCUUCAAAUACAACUCCACCAAAGAAUGGGUUAGCUGCUUUAUUCAAUGCACAACGACAACCACAGCCACAACAUCAACAACAACAGCCGCAACAACAGCAACAGCAACAGCCUCAGCCGCAGCCACAACAACAGCAAUUUCAGAAACCUUCGCCACCGCAUCCACAACAACAACAACAGGCGCAGCAACAGCAGCCACCUCAACAACAACAGCAACAGGCGCAGCAACAACAACAACAGGCGCAGCAGCAACAACAACCUGGUAAAGUGCCACAACAACAACAAUUACCACGGAAUCAAAUGCAGCUCCAGGGAGGUGGGCAUCUCCAAGGUCAAAUCCCACCUUGGAUGAGACAAGGAGCACAACCACCCCCACCUCAAGGAAAAUUCCCACCAGGUAUGCCACCUUUCCCCUAUGGAGUCCCCCCUCCACCAGGACAAGCUGGAGCUGGUGGCAGACAUCAUCCUCCUCCUCCCCCGGGUGUAUUCCCUCCACCUCCAAACGGCGCUGGUGGGUUUAUGCCACCUCCUCCACAUGGGCAUAAUUUCCCACAUCCACAAAUGGGUGGUGGUCCACCUCCGCCAGGAUUCAAUCCUAGAUUUAUGCCACCUCCUCCGCCUGGAUAUAUGGGGUUGCCUCCACAUUUGCAACAACAACAACAACAACAGCAACAGCAGCAAGGGCAACCUCAACAAGGUCAACAAGGUGGUCAGCAGAGUGGUCAGCAGAUCGGUCAACAACAACAACGUAGAUGA